Messenger RNA from Brassica napus (rape), 1965 nucleotides. RefSeq names its product probable pectate lyase 19. The record is from RefSeq and is a predicted model, not a curated record. Bases 211 to 1710 code for a protein of 499 amino acids. Gene Ontology annotation, molecular function: pectate lyase activity. The transcript has 4 exons. Lineage: Eukaryota; Viridiplantae; Streptophyta; Magnoliopsida; Brassicales; Brassicaceae.
ACGUUUCUGAAAAUUCGCAGUACGUUUCAUCAUCCUAAGGCUUUAGGCUCUCAAAAGAAAAAUAAAACAGAAAACGACCUAAAGCCAUGUUGAAAGCUUAGUAAUUUUUCAUUUAAAUCUUAUCCCCUUAAGAAAACAAGGGAAAAAAGAUUUAUAUUUUCAUAUAAAAACUGUUUUGUUUUUCUUUAGAUCAAACGUAAUUUUUAAAAGAUGGAGAUAGCUAGGUUGUUAAAGUUGAUGUGUGUGUUCUGUAUUGCUGGUCUGAUUCCGACCAUAAGAGCCAACAUUUCGGAGUUGGACGAGUAUUGGUCACAACGAGCCGACGAAGCCCGAGAGUUCACUCUUCAAGCUUAUCAUUCUGAUCCUUACGAAAUCGUCGAUCACUUUCAUGAACGUCACUACGACAACUCUACUGAUGAUACCACGACAGAGGAACAUAGCAGCAACUCUGCUGAUGUUACAGCUACAGCGGAAGAUAGCAGCAACUCUACUGAUGUUACAGCGACAGAGGAAGAUAGCAGCACGAAGCCUGAAGAGGAGCGAACUGAGGUCAUUGAAAUGGUCGGAAACUCGAAGAACAGCACUAGACGAAGCUUAAAAGGUAAAGGCAAAGGAAAAUGGAGUAAGCUUAAGGGACCGUGUACCGCAAGUAACCCGAUAGAUAAAUGCUGGCGUUGCCGUUCGAAUUGGGCUAAUCGUCGUAAGAAGCUUGCUAAAUGUGUCCGCGGGUUCGGCCACGGGACGACCGGUGGGAAACGUGGACGUAUCUACGUGGUUACAAGCAACCUCGACGAGGACAUGGUGAACCCUAUACCAGGGACAUUGCGUCACGCCGUGAUUCAAAAGGAACCUCUCUGGAUUAUUUUCAAGAACGACAUGAGCAUUCGUUUAAGCCAAGAGCUUUUGGUUAAUAGCGACAAGACGAUCGAUGCACGUGGAGCUGAUGUCCAUAUCGCGCAUGGCGCAGGGAUAACGAUGCAGUUUGUGAGAAAUGUUAUUAUCCAUGGACUGCACAUUCACCACAUUUCCGAGAGUAAUGGUGGUAUGAUCCGAGACUCGGUAGACCAUUUUGGAAUGAGGACUAGAGCCGAUGGUGACGGUCUAUCUAUAUACGGUUCGUCUAACAUAUGGAUUGACCAUGUUUCGAUGUCGAAAUGUCAAGAUGGACUCAUUGAUGCCAUUGUUGGAUCCACUGCCAUUACAAUCUCCAACUCUCACUUCACUCACCACAACGACGUGAUGCUGCUUGGUGCGCAAAACAAUAUGAAUGAAGCGGACCAGAAGAUGCAAGUCACAGUGGCUUAUAACCAUUUUGGUAAAGGACUUGUACAGAGGAUGCCAAGGAUCCGAUGGGGAUUUGUUCACGUUGUGAACAAUGACUACACUCAUUGGGAGCUUUACGCUAUCGGAGGUAGUCAAGGUCCGACUAUUCUCAGCCACGGAAACCGAUUUAUAGCUCCUCCACACUUGCCUUAUUACAAAGAGGUGACAAAGAGGGAUUAUGCUUUGGAAGACGAGUGGAAACACUGGACAUGGAGAUCUGAGAAAGAUAUAUUCAUGAACGGAGCUUUUUUCAGACAAUCUGGGGAUCCUCAUUACAAAAGUGCUCACACGAGAAAACAAAUGAUUAAACCUAAAAAUGGAUAUGCUGUUUCUAAGCUGACCAAAUACGCAGGAGCACUUGAUUGCAGAGUCGGUAAACGCUGUUAGAACAUCUCCUUUUUAUUACUUCAUUGUCUUAAUUAAAGACAAUUUUUUUCACCAUUUUGAUUUUUUGAUUCUAUCUAGAUCAGGAUAUUACAGAAUUAAGGGGUGAAAAUUAAAAGCGUUUUAAUUUGUAUAUGUAUUUUUGUGUUAUGAACAAACACAACAACAAGAGGUAUUAAAGAGUAAGUGAAAUAGCUCAUUCUUGUACUUUUGUAAUGACUUCUCUUGUAUUUCAGCAAAUUCAUACUGGGUGACAUU